AUUGUUUCUAAAUUUGCAGGCUAUAAUUAUUAUUUUAUUUGCCUUUUGUCAAAGAUGUUUUCCAAAAAUAUCGUAUUUCAAAUGAGUGGAUAUACAAAACAGUAGUUCAUUUCGAGGUUUAUUUUCAUCAAACAUCCCAUUCAUUUCUGAUAAAAGCACAAAGUAGGAGUAUUUGUAAAGCAUCAACAGAGGAUCUGGGAAAUGGAAGAUCGGAGCACAAUCCUCUCACAAAUGAAGAUCUGCCGUUUCUGUUUCUCGGAAAACGAAUCGGAAUUAUCUAGUAUACAUGGAAAGGUCUUUCUAGAUGGUGAUACAAGAUGUAUACCAUUACCUCUCCAAAUCAUGGCUUGUGUUGCUAUAGAAGUUUUCAAUAAUGAUGGAAUGCCUCAGAUGAUAUGCAAAACAUGUCGAAAUCUGACCAUGAAAGCUUAUACCUUCAAGUUGAAUUGCAAGAAAGUAGAUGAUGCUUUCAAGCUAUUUAUUGCUACAGGCCAGUUAUCAAAGCCAUACAUAGAUGCAGUCACUGAAAUGAAUGUCCCUCGUCAAGAGAAGACUCACAUAAAUGAGAUGGUACGUAAAAUUCAAGCACAUAAGGAUGCAUUUGAAGACAACACAAAUUUAAACACCAUAGAGAAUGAGAUAGAGAUCCAUGUUAGCAAAAAUAUAGAACAGGUAGAGCUAGAUGAACAAGAGUAUGAAGAAGGUAUCAGAGGUGAUGAGGAUGAAGAAUACACACUAGUUGAUCUAGAUAGUAUCAAUAAAAACAAAGAAAAAGUUGCAGAAGAAGAGCCUAUAAAGAACUGUUUCUCUUGUCCUCAUUGCAGCAAAUCUUUUCGUUUGAAACAGCUUCUUGAUCUCCACAUCACUAACCAUGAUAGAGAGCGUAGUUUUGAGUGUGAACUAUGCAGCAGAAAGUUCUUUAAUAAAUAUGAUCUACAGAAACAUGAGGACAGUCACAAUCCAGAAAAAAAUCAUAUUUGUGUGGUCUGCAACAAAAGUUUCUCCAGAUAUGCUUUACUAGCAAGACAUGAAAAAGUUCAUAGUGAUGCCCCAAGGUAUGCUUGCACUGUGUCACAAUGUGACAAGACUUUCUUGACCAAAGAAUACUUGAAUGCUCACUUGGAAAACCACACCAAGAAGAGACCAUACACCUGCAAAAUCUGCAGCAAGAGCUUUGUUUUCAAACAGGGCCUGGAACGCCAUGAGGUCUCACAUCAAGCUUCAAAACCUCACAAGUGCAACUAUUGUGAGGCAAGUUUCACUUCCUCAAUCAAACUUGCUCGCCACAUCACCAGUCAUGCUGGCUUGAGGCCUUAUCCAUGUAAGCAAUGUGGUCGUACCUUUCUGCUGAGUCACCAUUUGACAAGACACAUGAGGAGUCACUUUGCUUCUAAGACCAGCUCACCUGAAUCUCUGAUUGGUCUCUAUAAGUGUGAUAUUUGCAGUAUGUCCUUCAGGAGGAAGGAUUCCUUGAUCAAUCACAGUGCCAUACAUUCCAUGGUGAACUUGAGAUGUGUCAUCUGCAAUACAGUGUUCGAAACGGCCAAUAUGGUUAAGGAGCACAUCACCACCCAUCUAACAGGCCUGCCCUUUCCCUGCGAGAAGUGCGAUUACAGCUUCGAGUCGGCCGACCAGCUGGAAGAGCACGAGCUGAAGCACGCCGAAAUGGAGUACGAGGACCAGAUCGAGAAGGAGGUUAUCUCGGAGGCGCAUCGCAAGGGGGGUCAGAAGAACGUCGGUUCGGCGGCAGACGACGACGAAGAAGACGACGAAGAACUGGAUGCGGUGGAAGAAGACGAGGAGCAGUUCGAAGGCGAAGAUGAAUAUGAAAACGAGGACGUUAGGCAGUAUACGAUAACUGACAUUGACAAUUCAGAGAUUAUUCCGACUUCGCAACUUGUGCAGCAGCAGCAGCAACAACAGCAGAGGCAAAACCAGGUGCAACAGGUUGAGAUGAAACGGCAGCAGCAGCAGCAUAUUCAAAAAGGUGUUCAGGAAGAAAGCAAUGAGGAACAUUUUGAAAUGGAUUACAUGAAGAACGAGAUCCACUCGGAGGAAGAGAUGGAGAUGCAUGAGCCUGAAAACGACAAUGCGGAGUACGCGGACCAAGUCGUUCAGCAGCAGCCGCUCAAACCCAUCGUGCGACAAGAGGGCACUAAGAUGUAUCAGGGCAGAGCGACGGAAAGGAGACCGCAUAUCGUCAAUGAAGAAAUCUCUGUGAGGCAAUCUUCGUUGACCAUCCCAGAAACCCCCAUCGAAAUCGACGCGGCCACCACCUUGCAGUCCACCGUCAACCGAAAAAUCGGUGACAAGGUCGUCAAAGUCCAAAAGUUCAUCCUCACCAAAGACGAGAUGAAAGCCAUGGCCAAGCAAGGCAUCCUCAGGAUGAAAGGGGGGCAGGUGGUGUUGAAGAGCCCCGGCCAGGCAAUCUUAAACGCCACGCUCAAGCCGGUCCACAAGAACGACAUCGAAUCGCUUUUGGACUUGAAAGCCGCCAACAAGGCGCCUGUAAGGAGGUAUCGCAAAAGGAAGGAGGCGACUAUAUUCUCCGAGGAGGAUUUGACCUCGAAUCCGAUGGACAUGUGAACACGGAAACAUUGACAGUGAGCAACUUUUGAAAUCCUCCCUCUGAUAUUUAGUAAUUGUGUCAACUUGAAAUUGUUUCACGAAUUCAACUAGAAAUCAGGUUAGAUCCAUUUGAAAUGUAGUUUAUUAUUGUUUUUAUAUCCUCGAAGAAUUAACACCCGGCAAGUACUUCUUUCAGCUUCAUUAAAAGCGAAGCUAUGACU
Molecule: messenger RNA, 2789 nt
Organism: Phaedon cochleariae (mustard beetle)
Lineage: Eukaryota; Metazoa; Arthropoda; Insecta; Coleoptera; Chrysomelidae
Source: the annotation of a GenBank genome assembly